This is a messenger RNA of Cottoperca gobio, 1228 nucleotides long. It is a transcript of the gene mbip, whose product is annotated as MAP3K12 binding inhibitory protein 1. Lineage: Eukaryota; Metazoa; Chordata; Actinopteri; Perciformes; Bovichtidae. The record is from RefSeq and is a predicted model, not a curated record. Bases 53 to 1054 code for a protein of 333 amino acids. The transcript is spliced from 9 exons.
CGGUCUCAUUCUAACCAAUCAGUGGGCAGCAUUUUGCAGCCGUUGGACUGCAAUGGCGGAGACAAUGAAGCUGAGUGGAAAUCACGCUCCUCCUAAUGAAACCAGCAAAAUGUCCAGCAGCUACAGGGACUGCAUGUGUGCGAUUCUGAAGCUGUUGUCAGGCUUCGGGAAAGAGCUCAAAUUAAGUGAUGCUGCUCUGAGAAUAGAAGUCAACAUCAAUGCUGUGGAUCUUCCGUCAUCUCCAGAUGCUCAUGUGUACAGCUGUUUGCAGGAGCAUAUCACUAAAUUACAGGCUGUUUCAGAAGGCUUAAAGACACUCGUGGAUGCUCACGGGGAUACAUCAUCUAUAAAAGACGCUGUAACCUCAUCGUCACUCAAAGAGCAGACGACCGCGCUGACUGAGUACUACCCUCCCAGCCCAGAGGCUGCAGAAAGCGAGACGGAGGCUGAUGACGUCAUGGUUCAGAUCAGAGCCAGGAAGUCAGAGAUUGAGCGAAGAAUAUCUGCAUUUAUGGAACGCAAGCAGAUGGAGAUCAAUGAAAACAAUGUACGCGAGUUUUGCAACGUGAUCGACUGCAAUCAGGAAAACAGCUGUGCCAGAACAGACGCUGUUUUCACUCCUUAUCCCGGUUUUAAAAGCCACGUGAAAGUUACCCGGGUGGUAAACACUUACGGGCCCCAGACUCGUGGUGGGGGAGGCCAAGGAGAGGCGGGGGAACAGCAGAGGGGGCCGAUGCCAAGAGACUGUGGAAAUGCAGCCAUAGAAGAAAGACUUCUCAACAUCGAGACGCACCUGAAACUACCAACAGCGGGCCCAGUUCCAUUGAGUGUCUACCAGAGACUGAAGAAGCUGGAGGAUCGUAUCCUGGAGUUGGAGGGACUCUCACCGGAGUACUUUCAGUCCACCAGUCACCUGCACAAGCGAGCAAAGACGUCCCCUGCUCAGGUCUGCAGUCUGACCGAGCUGGAUGAGAAGAUCAGUGCCGUGAAAGCGGCGCUGCUAAAGAGGGUGAAUGAAUUCGGGCCUGGAUAUGGAUCAGAGUGUCCGCUGUAACAAACCCUCACUGUCUGUUAAUGCAGCAUUGCUUUAUUUUUCUCACAAUCACAGAUUCAAACAUUUCUUAUGAACUUCAUUUCACAGCCAGAACAACUGUUUUCCUUUUUAAGUCAACUGACGUGUCAUUUUUUCUGUAAUUAAAGAUAAUUUGUUCUUCGUGAAAGUUUGGAA